Paramecium octaurelia is the source of this 1708-nucleotide messenger RNA. NCBI's taxonomy places the organism in Eukaryota, Ciliophora, Oligohymenophorea, Peniculida, Parameciidae. The record is from the annotation of a GenBank genome assembly.
AUGAGCAGUUCAGAAAUACAAUCAGAUUCUGAGGAUCUUAUCUAAGGACAAAAAGAUUUUGAUUUCUAUGCUGAUCUCUUGAAUCCAGCUGAAAAGCUUAAAAAAAGAAUUCAAUAAUCAACAUAGAAUCAAAUUACUAAAUUGGUCAAAUCAUAAAAAUUAAAUGAAAAAACAUAGAAGAAAUCUAAACAAUUAGUUUAAAAGGUUAAAAAUGAAGAAGUCUAAGAAAAUGUUAAACCCUAAUAUGAUCCCAAAAUAUUUGCUACUAACACUGACUUCCAAUAGUUGAAACUAAACAAAUCCUUAGUUAAAGCUUGUCAUGAAUAGGGUUACAAGUAUCCUACUAAAAUCUAAGCCUAAAUCAUUCCAUUGGUGCUCGCAGGAAAAGAUGUUCUAGCAAGUUCAUGUACAGGCUCAGGAAAAACUGCAGCAUUUUUAUUACCCUUAAUGCAAAGAUUCGGAAACACCAAAAGCUAAAAAUACUCAAAAGCCUUGAUUGUGAUGCCUACAAGAGAAUUAGCAUUAUAAUGUUUUGAAAUGUUUUAGAAAUUAAAUCAAUUUUCACAUUGUACUGCUGCCCUUGUAAUUGGAGCUGUUCCCAUCCAAUAACAAGAAGCAGAAUUAAGAAGAUAUCCUGAUAUCAUUAUUGCUACUCCAGGGAGAAUAGUUGAUAUAAUGAAAAAUUCAUUUAGUAUUGAUUUAUCUAGGUAAUUCUUAUUCACUAUAUUAUAUAGUAUCGAAGUACUUGUAUUAGAUGAGGCUGAUAGAUUGAUGGAAAUGGGAUUUGAGGCAGAAAUUAAAGAAAUCCUAUAAUAAACACCUAGAGAUAGAUAAACAGUAUUAGUAAGUGCAACACUCAAAGCUACAGUAAAACAACUUUCAUUAUUGGCUCUCCAUAAACCAGUUAAAGUUAGUGUUGAUUAUGUUGAUGGUUUAGCUUAUGGUCUGAAGUAAUACAUACUUAGGAUAGAUUCUGAUGACGAAAAGGACAGAGAAGCUACGUAAAUUAAUAUAUUAUAAAUUAGUCUUCUUGCUUUAUUAUAAUAAAAAUUUACUGAAAAAACUAUUAUUUUUGUUAGAACUAAACAUGAUUGUCAUAGAUUGUAAAUCCUUUUAGGUAUCAAAAAUUUAAGCAGUUGUGAGUUGCAUGGAAAUUUAACUUAACAAUAAAGAAUUCAAGCUUAUGAAGAUUUUAAAGUAUCCUACUUUUUUUAUUAUAUUCAAGGAAGGAAAGUUCUAGUACUUGUUAGCUACUGAUCUUGCUGCAAGAGGAUUAGAUAUAGCUAAUGUGAAAGCUGUCAUCAACUUUGAAAUUCCUUAUGAGACUUCUAGGUAUAUUCAUAGGGUUGGUAGAACUGCUAGAAUUGGAAAUCAGGGUGUUUCAGUGACAAUUUGUUUGAAAAAAGAAGUCUCUUAAUUUAAGUAAAUGAUUAAGGAAUCUAAAUAAACGUUAUUUAAAUUGAAUUUCAAUAUAGAAUCUAUAGAUGAAAUUAAAGCUGACCUUAAAUCAUUAGAACCUAAAAUUAAAAAGAUUAUUAAAGGUGAAGUUUUUGAAAAAGAAAUCCAUUAAACUGAAAUUCUAGCUUAAAGAGCUUAAAAUUUGAUACAACACAGAGUUGAAAUCAUGAGGAAACCUAAAAAAGAAUGGAUUUAAUCAGCAUAGUAAAAGAAACUAAGAAAUCAAAUUUAAAAGGAGGAAGAUGAUUGA